AUGUUGCCAACAGAAUUGAAGUUGAAUAGCGGGUAUACUAUCCCCACCGUCGGACUGGGCACAUGGCAAUCCAAACCCAAUGAGGUCCGAAAUGCAGUCGUAACGGCACUGCAAGCUGGCUACCGCCACAUUGACGCCGCUGCAGUAUAUGGUAAUGAAAAGGAAGUGGGAGAUGGAUUGAAGGAGUCAGGCGUCCACCGACAGGAUGUGUUUAUUACCGGAAAGCUCUGGAACACUCAUCACAAGGCCGAGGAUGUCGAGCGGGCACUCGACAUCACGCUGGCUGACCUCCAAACCGACUACAUUGAUCUGUACCUGAUACACUGGCCAGUGGCCUUUCAAAAAGCCAGCGAUGAGUCAGAGCGCUUUCCUGUCAACCCAGUGACGGAGCAGAUUGAUGUCAUUGACGUGCCUAUUAGCGAGACGUGGGCAGCCAUGGAGGCGCUCGUGAACAAGGGCAAAGUGAGAACAAUUGGUGUCUCGAACUUUACACGAAACAAGAUUGAAGAUCUCUGGAAAACUGCCACUAUCAAACCUGCAGUGAACCAGAUCGAGGCUCACAUCUUCCUCCAACAGCCCGAUCUUCUCGAGUGGUCGAAGCAGAAUGGUAUCGUCGUCGAGGCGUACAGCCCGUUGGCGAAUAACAUUUACAAUCUACCUCGAGCCGAUGAAAAUGAAGAUCUCAAAGCCAUCGCUGCGAGUCUCGGCAGGUCGCCAGUUUCGGUCCUUCUCAGUUGGGCGGUCCAGCGUGGCACUGUAGUGCUUCCAAAAUCUGUCACGCCAGCCCGUAUCAAGAGUAAUCUCACAGUCUCCGAGCUGCCAGCAGAUGCUUUCAAUAAAAUCAAUGCACUCGACCAAGGACGUAGAUACAACUUCCCAGCACGUCUGGGAGUAAACAUAUUCGGGGAGGCUACUCAGGAACAAUUAGACGAGGCUGUCCGAACCUGGAAGGCCGCACAGAAAGCGCCCAAAUAA
This is a messenger RNA of Pestalotiopsis fici W106-1, 975 nucleotides long. RefSeq lists its product as uncharacterized. Gene Ontology annotation, cellular component: cytosol. The record is from RefSeq and is a predicted model, not a curated record. NCBI's taxonomy places the organism in Eukaryota, Fungi, Ascomycota, Sordariomycetes, Amphisphaeriales, Sporocadaceae. Gene Ontology annotation, molecular function: aldose reductase (NADPH) activity. The coding region runs from base 1 to 975 and encodes 324 amino acids. The transcript has 7 exons.